This is a messenger RNA of Caenorhabditis remanei, 519 nucleotides long. RefSeq lists its product as uncharacterized. The record is from RefSeq and is a predicted model, not a curated record. Lineage: Eukaryota; Metazoa; Nematoda; Chromadorea; Rhabditida; Rhabditidae. Bases 1 to 519 code for a protein of 172 amino acids. The transcript is spliced from 2 exons.
AUGGCUUUUUUCUGGAAACUUUCAUUGGUUUCUGCUGUUCUACUUGCUUUCAGCUUGAAUAAAGUUGGAGCGAGCUACGCACACAGUGAUUACAAACUUCGCGAAGUAAUUGAACCAGUCAAAGAAUUGACUCUUGUCAACAAUUCCAAUUCAUAUCCGGAAUUCACGCUUCAUGGUCAGAUUUAUUGCAACAAGUCACCGAUUGACGGGGUUCGACCAUUCAUUGAAUCAGAUUUGAGACCUGAAGGGAUUCUUGCUAUUGACACCACAUCCCACGGAGGGCUCUAUAGAUUGACAGCCAGCGUUGAGUACGAAAAACAAACAAAAACUUGGCUUGUUAUCCGUCAUCAAUGUCCCAUCGAAUCAAUUCCUCCAAUGAAACAAUGUGCAACACCAUACUAUUGGACUGAGAUUAGCAUUGAUCUUGAUCGAGUGAUUCCUUCUCUCUCCGUAAGUAAACCUGACGUGAUAAGUGAUGCAAUGAGUAACAACAUUUUCCGUUCUAUGUUCUACUGCUAG